AAUAAAAACACCAAAGAACACAACCAAACAAGCUGACAGUGGAGAAGCAGCGAAAAAGUCACGCAGAAGAAAGAAAGGAGUGUGAAAAAAAACUCAGCAGGAAAUCUGUUCCGUCAGCCACUGGACAGGAAGAGCCACGACCUGGGGUGAUUAAGCAGCUAAACGCGCAGAAAGCAGACAAACACGUCCCGGGUCCCCGUACCCCCUUUGGCGAAUGGUGACGAACAGGAGGAUACGCAGCUGUGUGUGAGCGCUAGUCCGUGAUUUUGUUAACCCUCCGCCACACACACACACCCCCUCUCCGUGCAGAAUGUGACACCGUUCCGUGCAAGACCGUGUCGAGAGUCGUUCGCUGGUGCAAUGGCGCUAGCGAAAGGAAAGUGAGCCGCGAAGGAGUAGCGAGAUUUGCAUUCCCCAUCGUCACCCGAACUCGGCCCCUGGCUGCCUUCGUCCGCGCAGGAGGGAAGGGCGGUCAUACGGUGCAGCGGAAAGGCGACUGUGUGUGUGUGUACGUGCGUGCGUGCAGUGUUGGGGCAGCAAGUAGGGCAGCAGACGGCAAGAGGGUGCUUCCUCACCUGCCCUGCCGAACGGUCCUGCAAAAGUUGUCGCCUGCUUUGUGGAAAGCUCGUGGUGUGCAUCGAGUGUGUGUCUGUGUGUGUGUGUGUGCGUGUGUCCAACAGAGUUUUGGGGUGAAUCCGUGAGUGUGUUUUUUUUCGCCCGUGCCAGUGUGUGUGAGUGUGUGGGUUAUUUGUUUUAGCACCAGUGCAAAAGGGCAAUAAUUCCGGCCGAUCGGCGCCAUCCUUCCAUCCUUCCGCGUGUUUGUUUUUGUGUCGGGACGGGAUAAUCGAAGGCACAACACACACACACGCCACCGUUGUUGCAAGAGAGCGUUGACAAAACAGUAGUGUUCGCGCGUGUGUGUAUGUGUGCGUGUUCUGGCUGCCGCAACGAAUAGCCUUCACUUCCCCCCGCCCCCUCCCUCCGCACCUGGGCCCGGGUGAUUUGCCGUUCGAAAGUGGAGUGGUCUUCCGGAAGUGCAGCGAAGCGGAAUGCCGCUCGAGCAUCUGCAAAUGUUUGUUUAUCUGCUGCACAAAUCCAAGUACCGAAGAAAACGGGACCCACCACCGAUCCGGUCGAUGGUGGGUGGCCGGCCCGCGAGCCCCCACAGCAGUGUGUGGCGCCUUGCGCUGCUGGUGCUGCUCGCUUUAUCGUGCCAUCUCGGCCCGACCGUGCUCGUCUCGAGCCACGGGCUGGCCGGGGUGGCCGACCCCGGCAAGUGCAGCGAGGUGCGCUGCAUGAACGGUGGCGUCUGCAAGAACGGCACCUGCCUCUGCCCGGACGGCUGGCAGGGGUCCGAGUGCCAAUUCUGCGGUGGUAAGGUUAGACUGACGGAACCAUCGGGCAGCAUCCACGAUGGGCUGGGCAACUACUCGAUCGGCGUCAAGUGCAGCUGGCUGAUCGAUGCCCGCGAGCACAACAGCAUCACCGACAAGGUGUCGACCGAGCCGGGCCGUCCCUCGGUGAUUCGGCUGCACCUGGAAGAGUUCGCGACCGAGUGCGGCUGGGACCAUCUGUACGUGUACGAUGGCGAUUCGGUCGAGUCGCCGCUGCUGGCCGUGUUUAGCGGGCUGAUGUACAGGAAAAACUUCACCAUCCGCCGCAUCCCGGAGGUGUUCGCGCACUCCGGGUCGGCCCUGCUUCACUUCUUCAGCGACGAUGCGUACAACAUGUCCGGCUUCAACAUUUCGUACCAGGUGAACGCCUGCCCGACGAACGACUCGUUGCUCAACUGUUCCGGCAACGGGGACUGCUGGAAUGGGGAGUGCAGCUGCAACAGUGGCUUCACCGGCGCGGCCUGCAACGUUCCCCGCUGCCCGAACUACUGCUCCGCCCAUCUGGGGCGCGGGGUGUGCGACAGGAAGCAGCAGCGCUGCGUCUGCAGCGCGGGCUACACCGGCAACGACUGCUCGCAGGCGAUCGCGCACGGCUACUGGACGGCGAUCGAUGCCGGCGAAACGGAGGGCUUCACGCCGCCGGGCAGCGCGUCGCACGGGGCGGCCGUGUUUCACGACACGCUGUACGUGAUCGCGGGCGAAAGCUACGGCAAGGCGGAAGCUCUGCUCUACAUGUACGACUUCAACGGCAAGGUGUGGGAAACGGCCCACACCGAGAGCAGGCCGGCGCCGGAGCUGCGGUACGGCGCGUCGACCGUGAUCUUCGGCGACAAGAUCUUCAUGUACGGCGGCGUGAUCGAGGGCAGGGGCGUUUGCGGCGAGCUGUGGGCGUUCGAUGUGAGCGCCAAGAUUUGGGAAAACAUCACCGUGAAGGCGGAACAGUGCAACGACACGUACGAGAUGUGCGGGCCGCUACGGUCCGCCGGCCACACCGCCACGAUCGUGUCCAACUACGACCAGGUCGGUGGGAAGAAGGUGCUGACCGGCGGGGGCAGCUCGCAGAAGAUGGUGGUCAUCUUUGGCCACUCGCCGCAGUUCGGCUACCUCAACACGGUGCAGGAGUUUAACUUCGGGACGCGCGAGUGGCGCAUCGUGCCGACGCGCGGCUACCCGGUGAAGGGCGGCUACGGCCACUCGGCCGCGUACGAUCCGCUGCGCGAGCGCAUCUACGUGUACGGCGGCAUCGUGUCGGAGAGCGACAGCUCGCAGCUGCUGAGCAACAAGCUGUACAGCUACGAGCCGCACGAGCGGCUGUGGACGCUGCUGGAGACGGCACCGACGGCGCGCUUCCUGCACACGGCCAACUUCCUGACGCCCGGUCUGAUGAUGGUGUUUGGCGGCAACACGCACAAUGAUACCUCGCACAGCUUCGGCGCGAAGUGCUACUCGCGCGACCUGAUGGUGUACGACGUGCUGUGCGACUCGUGGCACGCCCAGCCGAUGCCGGACGACCUGUACGCGGAUCUGGCCCGGUUCGGGCACUCGGCCGUCGUGUUCGAGCGGUCGCUGUACGUGUACGGCGGGUUCGACGGUCAGAUGGUGAACGAUAUGCUCCAGUUUACGCCCGGCGACUGUCAAGCGUUCAAUCGCACCGACCAGUGUCUUAAUGCGCGCCCGGGCGUCAAGUGUGUGUGGGAUAUCCAGAAGAGCCGGUGCCUGCCGGCGGCCGCGGUGCAGCGCGAGCGGCUGUUUGACCGCGACCAGGAGGGGCUGGAGGUGUGCCCGAAAAAGAGCCGGCUGGUGAUGACCCAGCACGAGCUGAUGGAUUACGAGCUGUGCAGCCAGCUGACGACGUGCCAGGGCUGCGUGUCGACCGCGUACGGCUGCAUGUUCUGCGGCAUCGGCAACGGGAAGGGUAUCUGCGUGAAGGAGAAAUGCCCGGACGUGUCGUACACGUACCGGGCCGACUUUUAUCCCACCAAGGCGCUCAAAGACUGCCCGGACAAUGAUGAGCACGUGUGUGCGCAGCUGCACGGCUGCCACGCCUGCACCGCGGUCAGCGUGUGCCACUGGGACUACGAGCACAGCAGGUGCCAGUACAGCCGGAACAAGUCGGGCGACGCGCUGAACGACGCCUGCCCGCCGGCCUGCUCGGGGCUGACGUCCUGCGGCAACUGCACGCAGGAGGAGUGCAUCUGGUGCCAGAACGAGCAGCGGUGCGUGGACAAGAACGCGUACACGGCCAGCUUCCCGUACGGCCAGUGUCGCGAGUGGACGACCGGGUCGAGCAAAUGCCGGGCGGCGAGCAGUGGCAAGAGCCAGUGCGGGUUCUACCGCACCUGCGCCCAGUGCCGGGACGAUCCGGCCUGCGGAUGGUGCGACGACGGCUCGCUGACCGGGCUCGGCAAGUGUCUGCCGGGCGGGGACAGUGGCGCACACGAGGAGUCGGAGUGCCCGGCGCAGCGGUGGCAUUUCACGCACUGCCCGAGCUGCCAGUGCAACGGGCACAGCACCUGUCCGGAUGCGAAGACGUGCAAGCAACCGUGCAGCAAUCUAACGUUCGGCCCGAACUGCGACAAGUGCAAGCCGGGCUUCUGGGGCAACCCGGUGAACGGGGGCAUCUGCCAGAAGUGCGAAUGCAACGGCCAGGCCCAGUACUGCCACAGCGAGACGGGCAAGUGUUUCUGCAGCACCAAGGGGCUGGCGGGCGACCACUGCGAGAAGUGCGACGCGACCAACCACUACCACGGCGAUCCGAGCCGCGGGUCGUGCUACUACGAUCUGACGAUCGACUACCAGUUCACGUUCAACCUGUCGAAGAAGGAGGAUCGCCACUUUACGCAGAUCAACUUCCGCAACUCGCCGGUCAAGCCGGACAUCGAUGCGGACUUUACGAUCACGUGCAGCGUGGCGGCGCGCAUGAACAUCACCAUCCGGACGGCGGGCGGCAUCGAGAAGCCACUGUUUUCCGCGGUCAACUGCUCCACGUUUCGGUAUCGCUUUUCCAAGGCCGAGCAUCAGUUCGGCGUCGAGGACAAUGUGACGCUCACGACGUUCUACGUGUAUGUGUACGACUUUCAGCCCCCGCUCUGGAUACAGAUUGCGUUUUCGCAGUACCCGAAGCUGAACCUGCAGCAGUUCUUCAUUACCUUCUCAACAUGUUUCCUCUUACUCCUCGUCAUGGCGGCCAUUCUGUGGAAGAUCAAGCAACAUUACGAUAUGUUCCGGCGUCGUCAGCGUCUGUUUGUUGAAAUGGAGCAGAUGGCAUCGAGACCAUUUUCGCAGGUUUUGGUGGAGAUUGAAAGUAGAGAGUACAACGAGCUAUCGCCAGCGGUAGAAAACAUCACAGCUGCACCGCGGAAACGUAAAAAGGACUCACCCAGUCCGAUUGCGCUGGAGCCGUGUGAAGGCAACAGGGCGGCUGUUCUUUCGCUUCUAGUCCGGCUGCCAACGGGCGGCCUUCAGCAUUCUCCUCCUGGUCAAUCGGCAGGUCUUGCCGUCGCAAGUGCAUUAGUAACGUUAGGAAACCCACGACGCUCGUCGAUAGAACAUCCGAAGGAACCUAAGACUAAGCGUAAGCAGAGCCAACACCCUGAUAGCUGUAUAUAAGAUAUCGUGUCUCUACGUGUACGUCCUCCCUCCCCUUUGGACAAAGCAAACCUGGGGUCACAGCAGGGGUCAAACACGCUUGGCGGCAAUGCGCCGGCCGGACCUCAAACCCUACCGGGGAUCAUACAAUAUGUGUGUGGACUAAAUGUGCCGAAUAACGACUGCUAUUCGCAUCCACCCCACUCCCGCCUCCCUCCCCACGCAUUCGGUGUGUGUGUGUGUGUGUGUCCGUUAAAAAAAGGUGAACCGGCGCUAUAUGUACGUAUGACAUCAGCAACAGGGCACAUCAGUUAGCAAGGAAAGAGAAGAACGAAGCUUUAUUGAAGGUGAAGCGAAUUCGAAACGGUACCGCCGUUGGGUAAAGACGAAUGAAAGCGAGCUAGAAUGGCUUGCAAGCCUGGAUAAAAUACAGAGUCUGAGACUAGAUAAACACACACACCCACACAUACACAUAUACAUACGCGCAUCUGCGAAGAAAGGCGUGGGGUUUACAAUAAUGCUAAUUAUUAAUUACACUACCAAUAAUAAUAAUUAUAAAAUAAUAAUAAUAAUGAUCAUGAAGCUGCUGCUGCUGCUGCUGGUAAUGCAGAUGAUGGUAGCCGAUGGCGGCAACGUGCAGUACACGGUCGGAUAAAGAGCGUAA
This is a messenger RNA of Anopheles gambiae (African malaria mosquito), 5646 nucleotides long. It is a transcript of the gene dsd, whose product is annotated as attractin. Gene Ontology annotation, cellular component: Golgi apparatus. Bases 1050 to 5003 code for a protein of 1317 amino acids. The transcript has 6 exons. Gene Ontology annotation, molecular function: protein binding. The record is from RefSeq and is a predicted model, not a curated record. NCBI's taxonomy places the organism in Eukaryota, Metazoa, Arthropoda, Insecta, Diptera, Culicidae.